This is a messenger RNA of Lizanozyma spartinae, 1953 nucleotides long. It is a transcript of the gene MPP10, whose product is annotated as rRNA-processing protein. The transcript has a single exon. Gene Ontology annotation, biological process: rRNA processing. Bases 1 to 1953 code for a protein of 650 amino acids. NCBI's taxonomy places the organism in Eukaryota, Fungi, Ascomycota, Pichiomycetes, Serinales, Debaryomycetaceae. The record is from RefSeq and is a predicted model, not a curated record. Gene Ontology annotation, cellular component: Mpp10 complex; nucleus; small-subunit processome.
AUGGCUUCAGAGGACCUAUUACAGAUAUUAGAGAGUGCGCCACAGAAGGUGUUUGAUGUGGUGCGUGAAGAAGAUAGCAAUACUGUAAGUACAUACUUCUGUACGUUAGUUAAGCAGUUGCUUGACCCGGUAUCCAAAGACUUCUCAGUGUUGGAUGAGAUCUACACUGAUGGCUUAGAUGCACAGCAAGUGUUUGGGCAAUCAAAGCUUGUGUUGGAAGGGGUUUCAUCAAAGCUAUUGUUUGACCGUAUACCAGAGUUAAAGGAGAAGGCUGGUGAUAGUGAAGAUGAAGACGAGAAUGAUGAACAAGACGCAGCGGAAGAAAGUGAUAUCAGCGGUGACGAAGAAGAUUUUGCAAGUAUACAAAGGGAUGACUCCUCAGAAGGUGGAGACGAUUUACAAAGUGACGAUGAUGAUGUAGAAGAAGGUGUAGACGAUUACAAUGAUUCUGAUACACUUCACGAGAACGUCCUGGAAGACGAAGAGGAACAAGAUGAAGGAGGUGACAUUGGAUCAGAUACAGAGACUGUGGUUUCAGCCCCUAAGAAGGAUGCUUUUGGUUUGAACGAUGAAUUCUUUGAUAUCGAUGAGUUCAAUAAGCAGAUAUUGGCAUUAGAAGAUACUACACAAAAUAAAAUCCAACAUGACGAUGAUGCAGACGAGGAAGAAAUAGACUAUUUUGAAGACCUUAGUGAGAGUGAUGAAGAGGAAGAUAUGCCUUACUUCGAUGACUUUUAUCAGAAACCAGGACAAACCAAAGCCUUCAAGAAGACACUGAAUGAUGGUGAAGACGAAGAAGAGGAAGACGAAGAAGAGGAAGACGAAGAAGAUGAGCAAGACUUUGCUUUCGAUGACGAUGAAUAUGAUCGUGCAGUGGGUGGGGCCAUGAAAGACCUUUUCGAUGAAGAAGAUGAACAACCAGUUCAAUCUAAAUCGCUGGAUAACUUGUCAAGAUUUGAAAAAGAACAAAAGAACCUUCGUGCCGAAAUAGAACAACUUGAAGCUGAAUUAGUUGCAGAAAAGAAGUGGACCAUGAAAGGUGAAGUAAAUUCUGGGCAGAGACCACAAGAUUCAUUGUUAGAUGAUCCUGAGACCGCUGAGCUUGGAUUCGAUAGAGUGGCAAAGCCUGUUCCCAUCAUUACUGAUGAAGUCACCGAGACAAUCGAAAGCUUGAUCAAGAGAAGAAUCCGAGAGGAAGACUUUAAUGACUUGCCCAAGAGGUUUAUCACCGAUGUUUCAUCAUUCCACAAUAAACAAAAAUAUGAAUUGAGUGAAGAGAAAUCCAAGAAAUCACUUGCUGAAAUCUAUGAAGAUCAGUAUGCUAAUGUCGAUCCUAACCAAGAGAUUAAUGAAGAAUUAAAGAAAAGACACGAUGAAAUCAGUCAAUUAUAUGCUAAAGUGUCCCACAAGCUUGAUUCAUUAUGUUCUGCACACUAUGUACCAGCUCCACAUCAAUUCAAGACAAUUGAUAUCAAGGUAACUGAUAAUGAUGCUGCAGCUAUUUCCAUGGAGGAUGCACAACCUAUCCAUGUUGCCAGUGAAGCCACAUUGGCUCCACAAGAAAUCUAUAAGAUUGGAGACGAAAAGAUUCCAAGUGCGGGGGUUAAGGGUAGAUCAGAAGUUCAACUUAAGUCUGGUCUCUCAUACUCCAAAGACGAAUUGUCAAAGGAAGACAAACAAAGACUUAGAAGAGCCAAUAAGAGAAAGAGAGCAAAGGAAUAUGAAAAGCGUCAAGAUCAUUCUGCACAAGUGGCUCAAGCUGAUAAGGAGAAGGGUAGCACUGUUGCAGCCAAUAAGAACCCUAAUAAGAAAGCUAAAGUUAGCGAAGUCAUGGAUACAUUAUCUAAGGCUAAAAAUGUUACUGUCAUUGGUAAGAAAGGUGAAUUACGGGAUGUUAAGGGUAACAUCAAGAAAAACAAAGGACCGCAAACCUCCAAUUCAUUCAUGCUAUAA